Messenger RNA from Hibiscus syriacus, 1664 nucleotides. RefSeq names its product sugar transport protein 13-like. The coding region runs from base 75 to 1664 and encodes 529 amino acids. Gene Ontology annotation, cellular component: membrane. Gene Ontology annotation, molecular function: monosaccharide transmembrane transporter activity. NCBI's taxonomy places the organism in Eukaryota, Viridiplantae, Streptophyta, Magnoliopsida, Malvales, Malvaceae. Gene Ontology annotation, biological process: monosaccharide transmembrane transport. The record is from RefSeq and is a predicted model, not a curated record. The transcript is spliced from 5 exons.
UUUUAUAGAGGAGAAGAAGAAGAGACAGAUAUUUAGCUUCGUUUUUUCAGGUGAUAUAUAUUCAGAUAGAAGCUAUGCCGGCGGGUGGAUUCUCAUCGGUUCCACCGGCGGGGGUGGAGUUCGAGGCAAAGAUCACUCCGAUCGUCAUCAUUUCUUGUAUAAUGGCCGCCACCGGCGGCCUCAUGUUCGGUUACGACAUCGGUGUUUCCGGUGGCGUAACGUCCAUGCCGGACUUCCUGGAAAAAUUCUUCCCGGCGGUUUAUCAUAGGACCAGAAACCCAGGAACCGAAGGGAAUUACUGCAAAUACGAUAACCAAGGCCUGCAGCUGUUCACUUCGUCGCUUUAUUUGGCAGGCUUAACGGCCACUUUUUUCGCCUCCUACACUACCAGGAAGCUCGGUCGCCGCCUCACCAUGUUGAUCGCAGGUUUCUUUUUCAUCGCCGGUGUUGUCCUUAACGCCGCCGCUCAAGACCUCGCCAUGCUCAUUAUCGGCAGGAUAUUGCUUGGCUGCGGUGUCGGUUUCGCUAAUCAGGCAGUGCCCUUGUUCCUGUCGGAGAUAGCACCUACGAGGAUUCGUGGAGGGUUAAAUAUAUUGUUCCAACUUAACGUCACUAUUGGAAUUCUCUUUGCUAAUCUUGUCAACUACGGCACUGCUAAAAUCAAAGGUGGAUGGGGUUGGCGGCUAUCAUUAGGUUUGGCCGGCAUCCCAGCACUUCUCCUAACCGUUGGAGCCCUCCUGGUCGUCGAUAGUCCCAACAGUCUCAUCGAGCGAGGUCGUCACGAACAAGGAAAGGCCGUGCUCCGGAAGAUUCGUGGCACCGAUAACAUCGACCCUGAGUUCCUGGAGCUCGUCGAGGCGAGUCGUCUGGCUAAACAAGUGAAACACCCUUUCAGGAAUCUCCUUCAACGUAGGAACCGACCCCAGCUCGUCAUCGCAAUCGCCUUGCAGAUCUUCCAACAAUGUACCGGUAUCAAUGCGAUCAUGUUUUAUGCCCCGGUCUUGUUCGACACAUUGGGAUUCGGCAAUGAUGCUGCACUUUACUCCGCUGUUAUCACCGGCGCUGUCAAUGUUCUGUCUACGGUCAUAUCGAUUUACUCGGUCGACAAAGUAGGCCGGCGUGUGCUUCUACUUGAAGCCGGUGUGCAGAUGUUUUUCUCCCAAGUAAUCAUAGCUAUAAUUCUCGGACUCAAGGUCAAGGAUCACUCCGACGAUCUCCACAAAGGUUUCGCAACAUUCGUAGUCGUUAUGGUGUGUACAUUCGUGUCGGCCUUCGCGUGGUCUUGGGGUCCUCUCGGUUGGCUGAUACCUAGUGAAACAUUCCCACUCGAGACCCGAUCGGCGGGGCAGAGUGUGACUGUUUGUGUCAACUUGCUCUUCACCUUCGUCAUAGCCCAGGCUUUCCUAUCAAUGCUUUGCCAUUUCAAGUAUGGAAUCUUCUUGUUCUUCUCCGGUUGGGUUGUGGUCAUGUCGAUCUUUACGUUGUUCCUAAUCCCGGAGACAAAGAACAUCCCGAUCGAGGAGAUGACGGAGAGGGUGUGGAAGCAGCACUGGUUUUGGAAGAGGUUCAUGAAUGAUGAAUAUGAUGGAGAAGAGGUUACCAAAGGUGGUUUUGAAAAGAAAAAUGGGCAUGCUAAUGUUUUUGACCCAACUUCACAGUUGUAA